Closterium sp. NIES-67 is the source of this 254-nucleotide messenger RNA. The record is from the annotation of a GenBank genome assembly. Lineage: Eukaryota; Viridiplantae; Streptophyta; Zygnematophyceae; Desmidiales; Closteriaceae.
GAGCGGUGGUAGAUGUCGGCGUUGGAGAAGAACGCGACGACUGAGGCGGGACUUCGACAAGCUUCUCGUGUGGCGGGCAUAAGUUGGUCUGCUUCCGUUGGCGGUCCUCGUGUUGAUGGUGGUGGUACUCGGCUGGGUCCUGCUGCUGAUACUGCAGGUAUGGUGUUGGAGUGCCAGAAGCCGUCACUGUCGAAGUCGGGGUCAAGAUCCGGCGGGUGAGUCCAGGCGGCGAACGAUACGAUGCCAUCGCUGUC